Molecule: messenger RNA, 2385 nt
Organism: Magnusiomyces paraingens
Lineage: Eukaryota; Fungi; Ascomycota; Dipodascomycetes; Dipodascales; Dipodascaceae
Exons: 1
Coding region: 1-2385 (794 amino acids)
Biological process (GO): transmembrane transport
Molecular function (GO): oligopeptide transmembrane transporter activity
Source: RefSeq, a predicted model, not a curated record
AUGCACCAGCAGCUUUCCGAGUACACGUCCCUAAGCACGGAAGACCAUCAACGUAGACUUUCUGAUGAGUUGGACGACCCGUACUACGACCAGGAAGACAUUGAGCUCGAAACUAUUUUUGAAAACGACCACUCAAUUGUUGAGCAACACCCGGACCAUGAGCACCUAAUUCGCAGCACACCAGAUGAAGAGGAACAAGGAAAUGAAGACCAAGAAAACUCACCUUAUGCUGAGGUCAGGGCUGCUGUCCCAAUAACCGACGAAAUGUCGCGCGUAAACCACUGGCGCACAUGGGCACUAACACUCGUAUUUGUGGCUCUUUUUUCCGCUGUUAAUCAGUUCUUUUCUCUCCGGUAUCCGAGCCUUGGAAUCGGGUUCAUAGUUGCUCAGCUUGUCUCGUACCCGGUUGGAAGUUUUUUGAGCUCUGUUUUCCCGAAUCGCAACCCGUUCCCACAAUCAUUCCGCGACAAAUAUCCGGGCCUUACCGCGUGGUUCGACCUCAACCCAGGCCCGUUUUCCAUCAAAGAACACGCAGUCAUCACCAUUGCAGUCUCUCUCACGGCCUCUUCUGCUUACGCAAUGAACGUCCUGCUGGCCCAAACAAACUUUUACCUCAAGGAGUACUCGCUUCUCUACGAAAUCCUUCUCGUGGUGACAACCCAAAUGCUUGGCUAUGGCUUUGCAGGACUUACCAGGCGUUGGGUCGUGUACCCAGCAGCCAUGAUUUGGCCUGAUACUUUAGUUUCAACUACCUUGUUUACAACUAUCCACAAAAGCCAAUCGCAUACUCCAGCAAACGGCUGGACCGUUUCUCGUUACCGUUUCUUUGCCUACGCUGCUGGGAUUUCUUUCAUUUGGUACUGGGUCCCUGGGUUUUUAUUUACUGGGCUUUCCUACUUUUCUUUUCUGUGCUGGAUCUUCCCUAAAAAUCGAGUCGUCAACCAGCUUUUUGGCUUCAUAUCAGGGCUCGGUAUUCUUCCAAUCACGUUUGACUGGACACAAGUCACACAGGCUGGGGGGUCACCGCUGGCCACGCCCUGGUGGGUCACUGCAAAUAUCAUUGGAUCCGUUGGUUUAUUUUUCUGGAUUAUCGUGCCCAUUCUUUACUAUACAAACACAUGGUACUCAAAGUAUCUCCCAGUAUUGUCAACAUCAACAUUCGACAAUCGAGGUAAACCUUAUGACAUUAGUAGAAUCUUGACCAGUGGGUUCAGCUUAAACGAGGAAGCUUAUAAAGAGUACUCGCCACUGCUUAUCCCAUUUUCUUAUAUCAUGUCUUAUGGGCUCAACUUUGCAGCUGUCAUUGCAAUCUUUGUGCACAGCAUAUUAUACAAUGGCAAGGAUUUUUACCAUAAACUAAUUGAUGCCUCUCAUGGUGGAGAAGAUAUCCACAAGAAAAUGAUGAACAAGUAUCGAGAAGUUCCUGAUUCAUGGUAUUUUUGUUUGUUUCUUCUAGUCAUGGGACUCUCUGUGUUUUUAAUCACUGUAUAUGACACUCAAUUGCCCCUGUGGGGGUUACUAUUGGCAGUUAGCAUCACUGCAAUUAACUUUAUUCCCCAAGGCCUUCUAGAAGGUAUCACAAACCAGCAUGUUGGUCUCAAUAUCAUCACAGAACUGAUUGCUGGGUACCUAUUCCCAGGCAAGCCAUUUGCUAAUCUUAUGGUCAAGCUCUAUGGCUUCAUUCCCAUGCGCCAGGGUCUUGAUUUUUCGCGCGACCUCAAACUCGCUCAAUACAUGAAAGUCCCACCCGUUCUUUUGUUCUGGAUUCAGAUAGUGUCGACUCUAGUUGCAGCUUUUGUCAACGUUGGACUCCAGCGCUGGAUGCGGGCAAAUAUACCCAACGUAUGCGACAUACACCAGGAAAAUGGUUUCAUCUGCGCAGGUGGUCGCACCAUCUUUAACGCAUCCAUUAUCUGGGGCGUGGUUGGUCCUCAGCGCAUGUUUUCGCCAGGAGCAAUGUACCACCCCAUUAUGUGGUUUUUCCUUGUGGGCGCCAUUGUUCCCGUCGGCACAUACUAUCUUCAUAAUAAAUACCCUCAUCGGUGGUUUGGCCAUCUUAACGCGCCAGUGUUUUUUUCGGGCCCGGCAAGCAUUCCGCCGGCAACUGGUGCCAAUUACGGAGCUUUUGCUCUGGUCGGGUUUGUUUUCAAUUUUGUGAUUCGAAAGAAAUGGGCUCCUUGGUGGAGAAAGUACAAUUAUAUCUUGUCUGGGAGCUUGGAUACAGGGGUCGCGCUGUCAACUAUUGUCAUUUUUAUUGCCGUAUCUUGGACGGGAGGGAGACUGUCUUGGUGGGGUAACAAUGUCUGGAAAAACACGCUUGACUAUAUUUCUGCCAGCUAUUAUACAGUGAAAGAUGGCGAAACUUUUGGGCCGUCAUCGUGGUAA